This is a messenger RNA of Yamadazyma tenuis ATCC 10573, 584 nucleotides long. NCBI's taxonomy places the organism in Eukaryota, Fungi, Ascomycota, Pichiomycetes, Serinales, Debaryomycetaceae. The record is from RefSeq and is a predicted model, not a curated record.
GUCAUCAAUAUUGCUGCUUUUCUCACCUAGAAGGGAUAAAAUCACUACUGAAUAGGAAAACCAACCCAUCAAAUUUAACCAAUAUGAAGUCAUUAGGCCUGGUUCUGUUGAUUAUGUGGUGCUUGUUUACGUUGACCACUUUUGCAAAUGCUCAAAACUCCUUUAAAUUAACUGACCUCACUGGCAUAAUAGUGAUAUUUGAGUCCGCAGCCGGUGUCACCCAACCACUUUUGGACCUCAACCAGGAGUACAUCACCUACGUGGUUAAUGAGUUGGAGAAUAAGAUCGGUCAUCAAUACGAUACGUUGUUUGUGGGGUUCUCAAUCCAAUUUGUGAACCUUGAUGCUAUUUAUUAUAAAGUGGGCAGUUAUUUAGGACUCAAGGAUAUUUCCCAGGAUGACGAUGCGGUAAUUUUACAAGGUUUACAACAGCUACUCACUGACUACCGGAAACUGGAAUUGGAAGCAUUGGGAGUUAAUAUCACCAUUCUGCUCGAUUCUCCCGUGUCUAUAUACGACUCUGCUAAAAUAAUUUAAAUUGAUUGUAAAAUUUCAAAAUACAUACAUAAUAUACCCUAUAAAUUU